AACCUGCUUGUUGACUCCCUGCAGCUCUUUAAGUGCCCGUGCCCUGCUCUGUCCCCAGAUGCUGCUGCUCCAGGUGAAGAUGCCGAGGUGGCAGCGGGGACAAACGGGAAGGGAAGCCCCGAGGAGGCCCCCAAUCCAGUCCUGUUCCUGAACAGCACAGGACCUGGGGAAUCCCAGCGUUCCACACUCCAGAGCGUGAUCAGCGGGGUUGGGGAGAUGGACAUCGAGAAGGACUCUCCGAAGAAGGAGGACACCCAGGCCAAGGACCUGCCCUAUCCAGACUGUCCCUUCCUGCUCCUGGACGUGCGGGAUCGGGACGCCUACGACCAGUGUCACAUUGUGGGAGCUUAUUCCUACCCUAUUGCCACGCUGUCCAGGACCAUGAAUCCAUACACAAACAGUAUUCUGGAAUAUAAAAACGCCCACGGGAAGAUCAUCAUCGUGUACGACAACGACGAGCGCUUGGCCAGCCAGGCGGCCACCACCAUGUGUGAGAGGGGCUUCGAGAACCUCUUCAUGCUCUCCGGGGGUGAGUGGCCUGGGAACAGCUCCCAGAGAUCCCCUGGGCAUGGGAAGAGCUCCUCGAGGGCUCCUGGGA
Messenger RNA from Corapipo altera (White-ruffed manakin), 598 nucleotides. RefSeq names its product centrosomal protein of 41 kDa-like. The record is from RefSeq and is a predicted model, not a curated record. NCBI's taxonomy places the organism in Eukaryota, Metazoa, Chordata, Aves, Passeriformes, Pipridae. Gene Ontology annotation, cellular component: ciliary basal body. The annotation marks the transcript as partial. The transcript has 4 exons. Gene Ontology annotation, biological process: protein polyglutamylation; cilium assembly.